AUGACCCGGAUUGUCGGCAAGAUGUGGGAAAAGUAUCGCCUGCGUCCAACUCAGGGCACUGUCUCCACCAUCCCAGUUUUCGUCUACGGCACAGCCUGGAAGAAAGAACGCAGUGCGGUCUACAAUGCAAUCAAAGCCGGGUUCCGGGCUGUGGAUACAGCAGCCCAACCUCGCCAUUACCAAGAGCACCUCAUUGGUGAUGGCAUCCGCAGAGCAAUUGCUGAUGGGACCGUUCAAACCAAAUAUAGUCCUGUCUUGGCACAGGAACUGGUCAAUUUGCCCUACGAUCCGUCAGCGACGCUGACGGAUCAAGUCCAUGCAUCUAUCAAAUCAUCAUUGCACAAUCUUCGCUCACCGGUUGACCCCGACUCCGUGGACGAGACCUACAUUGACACAGUGAUCAUCCAUUCGCCACUGUCAACUUUAACCCAGACCCUGGAGGCUUGGCACGCCCUCGAGACGUAUGUCCCCCACCUUAUCCGGAAUUCAGGCAUCUCUAAUUGUACAUUGCCUACACUUCGAGAGUUGUGUACUUCGUCUCAGACAACUGUGAAGCCGUCAGUGGUACAGAACAGAUUCUACGAGGAAACUCUGUUUGAUGUCCCCCUGCGCGCGUUCUGCCGCGAGAAUCAGGUCAUAUACCAAAGCUUUUGGACCUUGACAGCAAAUCCAGACCUUGUGCACUCUGAUCCAGUGCAACAGCUUGCUCACCAUGUUAAAGUAACCCCGGCUGCUGUUUUUUUUUAUACUCUAGUUAUGAGCUUGAAAGAUGUGGUGGUGCUGAAUGGGACCAAGGAUGAGUCCCGUGGGUGA
Messenger RNA from Penicillium digitatum Pd1, 813 nucleotides. The record is from RefSeq and is a predicted model, not a curated record. Lineage: Eukaryota; Fungi; Ascomycota; Eurotiomycetes; Eurotiales; Aspergillaceae.